Pseudogymnoascus verrucosus is the source of this 2741-nucleotide messenger RNA. RefSeq lists its product as uncharacterized. The record is from RefSeq and is a predicted model, not a curated record. The coding region runs from base 194 to 2644 and encodes 816 amino acids. Lineage: Eukaryota; Fungi; Ascomycota; Leotiomycetes; Thelebolales; Thelebolaceae. The transcript is spliced from 2 exons.
CACUACUCUGUGCCAGGAACGGAAGGAGAGCUCCUUAUUGUUUAUGAGAGGAUCGCUCUUGCCUGCAAGACGGCCGCUCGACGUGUAUAGGUUCUAUUUUGGAGCUUCGAGAGGAUUUCCUCUUUCACAAUAUUAUGAUAACGAAGCAUUAUAUGUUUAGAGAGUAUUAAUUCAAGCAACAUCUUUAGACAACAUGGCUGACAAACCAGACGACAAUACCACAGGCUUGCCUCCCACAGGCCCGCCUCAGACUCCAGAAUCUUCAAGUUCCAGAAACCAGACAGGCCUGCCUCCCACGGGUCCAUCUCCUGCUGCAGGAUCCUCAAGUUGGAGAAACCAGACAGGCCGACCUCCCACGGCUCCAUCUCCCCCUACAGGACCCUCAAAUUGGAGAAAUCAGACAGGACCGCCUCCCACGGGCCCGCCUCGUACAGGCCCACCUCGCACAGGUACACCUCCCGCCCCAGGGCCCUCGAGGUCCAGAGACCAGACAGAUGGCAUCGAGGCUCCAUUGUCACAGCCUCCGUACGAAAUGACCCUCAAUAAGUACUGGCCCAAUAUCAAUAGUUAUCAUGGCCCUUGGUUUCAUAUUCCUAUUGAAGAGCUCGAAGUCUUAGCAAAGAGCAACUGGGCUCUCCCUCGACCCCGAAUCAUUGACCCCGCUGUAUUCUUUGACUUGUUGAAGAUCCGGCAACUGACUGACGAAGCCUGCGACCUGGCAGUACGAGCAACAGCCGGAAUUGCCACGUCGGCUCUCUCAAAACCAUUCACUAUUGCUAGAAGCAUGCGAGGAAGUGGCGUAGAAGCACUAGGGCUGGGAUCCUUUGGACCUGGGGUCGAAGCGCAACUGAGCCCAGAACGGAAAUUUCGAAUGCGAGAGAAGGCUACCCAAAAACUCUCGGAGGCAUAUCGUCUUGAUGAUACAGCAUCCUGCAUUGUUACCAUGCGAGGACCGUCUGUCCUUGGAAUGGUUGCGAAACAAGUGAUUGAAACCCCUCGAGAAGAUCUAGACCGUCUCGAUGGCAAAUAUGUGCAUUAUUUCCACGAGAAGACAGAUGACAAAGCUAUGAUGAAGCCCGAGGCGUUCUCACUACUCGACGAGGUCAUAAAUGAACGGCAACUGCCGGCUGAGCCUUUGCGUACAAGAGCUGUUGCUAAGAUGCUCCAAGAGAAUAAUUUGGAGGCCGUGGAAGAUCUAACUAAGGCGCUGCAGUUCUGCAGGUCUCAAAAGAGUUUGCACAAGCCGAAGCUUCCGAAAUCACAGAAUAAUUCAAGUUCAGCCGCUGAUACAAGUGGCUCUUCGAAAUGUAAGGAGAAAAAACUGGAUGAGAACGACUAUCCCAGUAGUCUAGAGGCUCAGGUACUGUUCCGUAGGGCGGGCGCAUACCUUGACUUAGCUUCCCAAACCGUUGAAAAGGCACUUCCUUCAACAGAUCAAAGUCAGCGCAGUUCGAUGGGUGCGAGCAAUGAGAGCAAUACUGGAGGUCCAAGCGUCGGAGCGGAACCAGAAGCAAUGGAGAGGGAGAAACAGGGCAAGCUGGUGAAAGAAUAUGCAAAACGAGCUCUCCGUGACUAUACCUCCUAUCUCUCACUUUUGGAUUACACGCCAGACCUUGAUCCAAAGCAUAUGGAUGCUUUCGAUCGCAGGGUUUUUCAAACUGCAGUUGGAUUUAAGUUACCUAAGGGGAAUACUGGUAGCAGCAGCAACCCUUUAUCGGGAAUCCCAUCACCAGUGGCCUACCAGAUGUCUACGCUCUUCUCUGCAACUCCACCAAGCCUCCAACCAAAUCCUCAAACGGACAUCUUAGUCGACCACGAUUCAGCCCCCAAAAACGCAUCUGAUACUUCUGCUCUCCAUGCAGCAGCCCAACAGCUCCUUGACAGUGCCAAUAAAAAUGAGUCGCUCACUUAUCAUCCUCUUCUCGUAGACGUAUUGCACUCCCUGCUUCUCUGCCACGUUCUUGUGCAGACCUCUGACCGUGAGAUACACCGCCAUGCUCACAUGGCUGCACGCCUCAUCCGCAGCUGCGACGGAUAUCCGAUUUUUGAACCGCCUCUGGAGGUGCAGAGCCGCAAAGAUUGGCUUGAGGUCCUGAGCCGAGUGGGCGAGAGAUUCGAUCUUGGUGAAUCCUGGGACUUCCUAUGCAGACCCAGGUUGUAUAGGAGGGCCGGGGUCCCACCGGUGUAUAGCGAGGAAGGCGGGGGCAUGAAAGAGACCCGAGACGAGAAGAGGGAGAGGCUACACAGGAAGGCUGUUUUAGAAACGGUAACGGACAAGAGCAUAACUGAUGAUGAAACUUUCAAGAAGGAACUUGCAGCAAAGAAGACGAGACAAGUGGAGGAGGAAAGGAAAAGCACGGGCAAAUCGGAUGAAGAUAAGGCUGGUCCAUCGAAAGGUAAAGCGAAGGACGAAGACCACAAUGUGGAUUCGAAUCGGGCACGCAGUAUUGUGAGAUGGGUUCUGGAAGCGCCUCAGAUAACUAAUCCGGAGAGCAGGAAGAAGAAGAAGCGUAAAACAAAGGGUCGUGGGGGUACUAGGGGCCGUGGGUAUAGUACGGGUCGUGGCUCGUUGAACAGUUCCAUGGGCAAUAUGAGUAUUACUGAUGAUCAGACUGUCGAGACUCCCAAUGAGGGAGCCGACUAAGCGAGCAUGGAUUCGGUACAAUUCUUUGUACAGUAGUACGUGAUGUUCAAAUCACACAGCGUAUUCAGCGAAGCAUUAGAAAAUCAAUCAAUCGAAC